AUGAAAUCUGAGUUCUCUGUUGUCGUUGUGAGUCUACAACAACGACCACAGGAACCCUCCAACAACAACCACGGUUUCGCCUACAACAACAACCACAGUUUCACCUACCACAACAACAAGCACAGGAACACCACCCACAACAACAACCACAGGAUCACCUACAACAACUACCACCGUUUCACCUACAACAACAACCACAUCUACAACAACGACCACAGGAACCCCUCCAACAACAACCACGGUUUCGCCUACAACAACAACCACAGUUUCACCUACCACAACAACAAGCACAGGAACACCACCCACAACAACAACCUCAGGAUCACCUACAACAACUACCACCGUUUCACCUACAACAACAACCACACAACAACCACAGGAUCACCUACAACAACCACCACCAUUUCACCUACAACAACAACAACCACCAUUUCACCUACUACAACAACCACCACAGGAUCACCUCCAACAACAACAACCACAAUUUCACCUACUACAACAACAACAACAACCACAGGAACACCUUCCACGACAACCACUAUAAGCACAACAACAGCCUCUACAACAACUAGUUACUGCUAUGAUUGUAAAUGGUCAUCCUGGAGUAACAAGAAUUAUCCCAGUAGUUCUCCAGAUGGUGGAGAUUAUGAAUCCAUUGCUAACAUUACUGAUCUGGACCUGAGUAAAUGUGCAAAUCCCAUGACAAUACAAUGUAGAGCUAAAGAUUUCCCGGAUAAAUCUUUGCAGGAGGUAGGUCAAACGGUAAUAUGUAAUCAACAAAAUGGCCUUAUAUGUAAUAACAAAGACCAAGAAUUUCCUCCAAAAUGCAAUGACUAUGAAAUCUGAGUUCUCUGUUGUCGUUGUGAGUCUACAACAACGACCACAGGAACCCCUCCAACAACAACCACGGUUUCGCCUACAACAACAACCACAGUUUCACCUACCACAACAACAAGCACAGGAACACCACCCACAACAACAACCACAGGAUCACCUACAACAACUACCACCGUUUCACCUACAACAUCAACCACAGUUUCACCUACCACAACAACCACAGUUUCCCCUACAACAACAACCACAGUUUCCCCUACAACAACAACCACAGGAACACCUUCCACUACAACAACCACCAUUUCACCUACUACAACAACCACCACAGGAUCACCUCCAACAACAACAACCACCAUUUCACCUACUACAACAACCACCACAGGAUCACCUCCAACAACAACAACCACAGUUUCACCUACAACAACAAGCACAGGAACACCUCCCACAGCAACAACCACAGGAUCACCUACAACAACUACCACCGUUUCGCCUACAACAACAACAACCACAGGAUCACCCCCAACAGCAACAACCACAGGUUCACCUACAACAACUACCACCGUUUCACCUACAACAACAACCACAGUUUCACCUACCACAACAACCACAGUUUCCCCUACAACAACAACCACAGUUUCCCCUACAACAACAACCACAGGAACACAUUCCACUACAACAACCACCAUUUCACCUACUACAACAACCACCACAGGAUCACCUCCAACAACAACAACCACAGUUUCACCUACCACAACAACCACAGUUUCCCCUACAACAACAACCACAGUUUCCCCUACAACAACAACCACAGGAACACCUUCCACUACAACAACCACCAUUUCACCUACUACAACAACCACCACAGGAUCACCUCCAACAACAACAACCACCAUUUCACCUACUACAACAACGACCACAGGAUCACCUACUACAACAACCACCACAGGAUCACCUCCAACAACAACCACCACCAUUUCACCUACUACAACAACAACCACAGGAUCACCUACAACAACUACCACCGUUUCACCUACAACAACAACAACGACCAUUUCACCUACUACAACAACCACCACAGGAUCACCUACAACAACAACAACCACCAUUUCACCUACUACAACAACCACCACAGGAUCACCUACAACAACAACAACCACAAUUUCACCUACUACAACAACAACAACAACCACAGGAACACCUUCCACGACAACCACUAUAAGCACAACAACAGCCUCUACAACAACUAGUUACUGCUAUGAUUGUAAAUGGUCAUCCUGGAGUAACAAGAAUUAUCCCAGUAGUUCUCCAGAUGGUGGAGAUUAUGAAUCCAUUGCUAACAUUACUGAUCUGGACCUGAGUAAAUGUGCAAAUCCCAUGACAAUACAAUGUAGAGCUAAAGAUUUCCCGGAUAAAUCUUUGCAGGAGGUAGGUCAAACGGUAAUAUGUAAUCAACAAAAUGGCCUUAUAUGUAAUAACAAAGACCAAGAAUUUCCUCCAAAAUGCAAUGACUAUGAAAUACGAGUUCUCUGUUGUCGUUGUGAGUCUACAACAACGACCACAGGAACCCCUCCAACAACAACCACGGUUUCGCCUACAACAACAACCACAGUUUCACCUACCACAACAACAAGCACAGGAACACCACCCACAACAACAACCACAGGAUCACCUACAACAACUACCACCGUUUCACCUACAACAACAACCACAGUUUCCCCUACAACAACAACCACAGGAACACCUUCCACUACAACAACCACCAUUUCACCUACUACAACAACCACCACAGGAUCACCUCCAACAACAACAACCACAGUUUCACCUACAACAACAAGCACAGGAACACCUCCCACAGCAACAACCACAGGAUCACCUACAACAACUACCACCGUUUCACCUACAACAACAACAACCACAGGAUCACCCCCAACAACAACAACCACAGUUUCACCUACCACAACAACCACAGUUUCCCCUACAACAACAACCACAGGAUCACCUACAACAACCACCACCAUUUCACCUACAACAACAACCACCAUUUCACCUACUACAACAACCACCACAGGAUCACCUCCAACAACAACAACCACAAUUUCACCUACUACAACAACAACAACAACCACAGGAACACCUUCCACGACAACCACUAUAAGCACAACAACAGCCUCUACAACAACUAGUUACUGCUAUGAUUGUAAAUGGUCAUCCUGGAGUAACAAGAAUUAUCCCAGUAGUGCUCCAGAUGGUGGAGAUUAUGAAUCCAUUGCUAACAUUACUGAUCUGGACCUGAGUAAAUGUGCAAAUCCCAUGACAAUACAAUGCAGAGCUAAAGAUUUCCCGGAUAAAUCUUUGCAGGAGGUAGGUCAAACGGUAAUAUGUAAUCAACAAAAUGGCCUUAUAUGUAAUAACAAAGACCAAGAAUUUCCUCCAAAAUGCAAUGACUAUGAAAUACGAGUUCUCUGUUGUCGUUGUGAGUCUACAACAACGACCACAGGAACCCCUCCAACAACAACCACGGUUUCGCCUACAACAACAACCACAGUUUCACCUACCACAACAACAAGCACAGGAACACCACCCACAACAACAACCACAGGAUCACCUACAACAACUACCACCGUUUCACCUACAACAUCAACCACAGUUUCACCUACCACAACAACCACAGUUUCCCCUACAACAACAACCACAGUUUCCCCUACAACAACAACCACAGGAACACCUUCCACUACAACAACCACCAUUUCACCUACUACAACAACCACCACAGGAUCACCUCCAACAAUAACAACCACCAUUUCACCUACUACAACAACCACCACAGGAUCACCUCCAACAACAACAACCACAGUUUCACCUACAACAACAAGCACAGGAACACCUCCCACAGCAACAACCACAGGAUCACCUACAACAACUACCACCGUUUCACCUACAACAACAACAACCACAGGAUCACCCCCAACAACAACAACCACAGUUUCACCUACCACAACAACCACAGUUUCCCCUACAACAACAACCACAGGAACACCUCCCACAGCAACAACCACAGGAUCACCUACAACAACCACCACCAUUUCACCUACAACAACAACAACCACCAUUUCACCUACUACAACAACCACCACAGGAUCACCUCCAACAACAACAACCACAAUUUCACCUGCUACAACAACAACAACAACCACAGGAACACCUUCCACGACAACCACUAUAAGCACAACAACAGCCUCUACAACAACUAGUUACUGCUAUGAUUGUAAAUGGUCAUCCUGGAGUAACAAAAAUUAUCCCAGUAGUGCUCCAGAUGGUGGAGAUUAUGAAUCCAUUGCUAACAUUACUGAUCUGGACCUGAGUAAAUGUGCAAAUCCCAUGACAAUACAAUGUAGAGCUAAAGAUUUCCCGGAUAAAUCUUUGCAGGAGGUAGGUCAAACGGUAAUAUGUAAUCAACAAAAUGGCCUUAUAUGUAAUAACAAAGACCAAGAAUUUCCUCCAAAAUGCAAUGACUAUGAAAUACGAGUUCUCUGUUGUCGUUGUGAGUCUACAACAACGACCACAGGAACCCCUCCAACAACAACCACGGUUUCACCUACAACAACAACCACAGUUUCACCUACCACAACAACAAGCACAGGAACACCACCCACAACAACAACCACAGGAUCACCUACAACAACUACCACCGUUUCACCUACAACAACAACCACAGUUUCACCUACCACAACAACCACAGGUUCCCCUACAACAACAACCACAGGAACACCUUCCACUACAACAACCACAGGAUCACCUACAACAACCACCACCAUUUCACCUACAACAACAACAACCACCAUUUCACCUACUACAACAACCACCACAGGAUCACCUCCUACAACAACAACCACAGUUUCACCUACAACAACUACCACCAUUUUACCUACAACAACAACCACAGAAUCCCCCCCAACAACAACAACCACAGUUUCACCUACCACAACAACAAGCACAGGAACACCUCCCACAACAACAACCACAGGAUCACCUACAACAACUACCACCAUUUCACCUACAACAACAACCACAGAAUCCCUCCCAACAACAACAACCACAGUUUCACCUACCACAACAACAACCACAGGAACUCCUCCCACAGCAACAACCACAGGAUCACCUACAACAACCACCACCAUUUCACCUACAACAACAACAACCACAGGAACACCUUCCACUACAACAACCACAGGAACACCUCCCACAACAACCACAGGUACACCUUCUACAACAACAACCACAGUUUCACCUACAACAACCACCACCGUUUCACCUACAACAACGACAGGAAUACCUUCGACUACAACAACCACAGGAACACCUCCCACAACAACCACAGGAACACCUUCUACAACAACAACCACAGUUUCACCUACAACAACAACCACAGUUUCACCUACAACAACCACAACCACAGGAACACCUCCCACAACAACCACAGGGGCAUACAUUUUCUCCUGGUAG
This is a messenger RNA of Oreochromis aureus, 5337 nucleotides long. RefSeq names its product mucin-2-like. The transcript has 4 exons. NCBI's taxonomy places the organism in Eukaryota, Metazoa, Chordata, Actinopteri, Cichliformes, Cichlidae. The record is from RefSeq and is a predicted model, not a curated record.